Pseudophryne corroboree (corroboree frog) is the source of this 878-nucleotide messenger RNA. It is a transcript of the gene LIPT2, whose product is annotated as lipoyl(octanoyl) transferase 2. Gene Ontology annotation, cellular component: mitochondrion. Lineage: Eukaryota; Metazoa; Chordata; Amphibia; Anura; Myobatrachidae. Bases 149 to 844 code for a protein of 231 amino acids. Gene Ontology annotation, biological process: protein lipoylation. The record is from RefSeq and is a predicted model, not a curated record. Gene Ontology annotation, molecular function: lipoyl(octanoyl) transferase activity. The transcript is spliced from 2 exons.
CCCCCCUCCCCCUCCUCCCCGGCCGCUCACCCGGAUUCCCCUCCUCCUCCUCCGCCAGCUCACCCUCCUCCUCUGCCGCCCGCUCUCCCGGAUUCCCCCCUGGCCCGCUCUCCCUCCUCCCCGCUCUAGGCCUCAGUGAGACCGCGGGAUGGCGGCGGCCGCGCCUCGGCCUGUGCUGCGUGUGCUCCGGCUGGGGCUGGUACCGUACCCCGAGGCUGUGCGGGCCCAGCAGCGCCUCGUGCGUGAGGUGCGGGAAGCGGGCGGGCCAGGCACGCUGCUGCUGUGCGAGCACCCGGCCGUCUACACGGUGGGGAUCCGGCAGGACCGGUACCCGGCGGCGGAGGAGGCCAGGCUCCGGGCCCUGGGGGCGGACUUCCAGCGCACCGACCGCGGCGGCCUCAUCACCUUCCACGGGCCCGGCCAGCUGCUGUGCUACCCGGUGUUGGAGCUCGGCCGCCUGCGCCGCACCCUACGCCGCUAUGUGUACGGGCUGGAGGCCGCGGCUAUAGGCCUGUGCCGGAGCCUGGGGGUGGAGGCGGCUCGGGCGCCGGAGACUGGAGUCUGGGUGCGGGACAGGAAGAUCUGCGCCAUCGGGGUCCACUGCUCCAGACACGUAACGUCCCACGGGCUGGCUCUGAACUGUAACACAGACCUGACUUGGUUUGACCACGUAGUUCCGUGCGGAAUCCCGGACAAAGGUGUCACUUCCCUGACGGCAGAAUUGGGAAGAGAGGUCACCGUGGAAGAGGUCAUCCCACCGUUCCUGGACGCCUUUCAGGAGGAAUUUAAAUGCACUUUAGAUUUCCACGAUAAGCAAGGACAGGCAGACGCUGCGUUACAAUGAUCAUUGUAUGCAAUAAAAAUAGGGACUCUACGUA